AGGAGCCUCCAAGAACUACAUUCCCCAGAAGACCAACUAGCGUCCCUCCCUCCCCUUUGCCUGAGAGACUACGUUACCCAGAAAGCCCAGCGAAGGAGAACGGAGAACUACGUUACCCGAAAGGCUUUGCGAGGACUAAACGCUGUCGUGGCGUUCGUGGGGUGAUCUGUAGUCAGAGUUCGGAAAGGUCGCGCCCCCCCACUUUUCCCUGCCUCGUUUCCUUGCCGGGGUGGAGGGUCUGAAAGCCGACCCCAAGUAUCGUCCUCGGGUGCUGGGAACAAGGCUUCACCUCACCCGCUGCGGCGGGGUGGGAGUUCACGGAGAGCAAGGAUGAGGCGGGCCGGGCUAAGUGAAGGAGCUGCUGGCAGCAAUUAUGGCUAUACCAAUAGUGGGUAUAGUGUAUAUGAGGAAGAAAAUGAAAGGCUAACUGAAAGUUUACGUUCAAAAGUCACUGCCAUAAAAUCACUUUCUAUUGAAAUUGGAACUGAAGUUAAGCAGCAAAAUAAAAUAUUAGGUGAAAUGGAUAAUGAUUUUGAUUCAACGGGUGGAUUUCUCGGCGCUACAAUGGGCAGACUGAAAACCCUCUCCAGAGGCAGCCAAACAAAAAUCUUAUGCUACAUGAUGCUCUUUUCACUGUUUGUCUUCUUUGUAAUUUACUGGAUUAUUAAACUGAGGUGAUAUAAAUUCUCUAUCAUAAACUUUAUAGUUAGUGCCACUUGAGACCUAUGAAAAGAUAUCUGUGAAAAUGGUAAAACUAUUUUUUGUAAAUUGCAUCAGUGCAUCUGGUUCUGUUUUGUGCAUUGCUCAGUGUUUAUUGGAUCAGAAACACUUUCACUUAAACCCCCCCUUUUUGUAGGGUUCUUACACUGAAAUCUGCUCAGGUCUGAGCACCUUACAGGAAAAGUGUUUGUUAACUUUAGGUGUGGUUACAUUGAUAACUGCAGAAAAUGAAGCUUUUUUCAUGUCCCAAAGCGGUAUUUGUACUUUUUACCUAAUAAUGCUUUUCUAUCAAAGUUGUAACUACAAUAAAAAGCAAUGUCAUUUGAUCAUGUUAUGUAUAUAUUAUACGGAGGUUUUUAAAAAAUGAUGCGAUCCAACCAAAGUUAAGUACUAAGCUUGUGCUUUGCUUUCCCACUGAAAUCCCUGAGGUUUAACAGUAUUUAAUUUUGGUUGGAUUGUGCCUAUAGAAGUCUGUUCAUUCUUGCAGCAGGAAUGUUGAGAGUGGUAGAAUUGCCAACUUUCUGAAUUCCUUAAGUUGUCUUGUGAUCAUUGGAGGGAGUGCGGGGGCAAGGUGGAAUAGGCAGAAUAGGCAGUCAGCCCAGUUUCACGAGGGUGGUUAUGAAAGUUGGCUUCUGUCUGCAGAUCCACUCCUGGAUCAGCUUGUGCCUGAGUCCAUGCCUUUGGUUCUGUUUGCUUGAUGGAGAUGGUUGCCUAGUGCCAAUAGUUUUAACAGCACUAUCUACUAGCCUGGUGAUUCUGUGCAUGUGAAUUAGUGAAAACGUUGGUAGUCCAAAAAUACUGCUGACGACUUAUGUUUUUAGUUGGAUCAUUGUUUUGUUGGUCAUUCGUAUCCCUUGAUGUCACACUAGAUUGAAAAUUAUGGCAUAAAGAGUGUGAUUGUUUUGUUCUUGCAGUAUAAAACCAUCUUCUAGAGUACUGAGUUUUUAUCAAAAGUCAUUCGUAACCAAGCUGUUAGUAUUGUAAAGAGCACAUUCCAAUCAAAGCAAUAGUUACAAGCUUAAGAUUAUUUGAAGAUUCUCAGAUGGUUGUGUAGAUCCUCCCGCCCCCACCCACCCCCCAAAAAACCCAGCUGUGGAGUGCCAACAAUUCAGUAAGAAAUAUUUCAUUCAUGUAGAUUUUCUGCUACAUGAGCUGCCUGUAGACUUGUGUGCUGCAGCAACAAAUAGCAAACAUAUGACCAGUGAGUGUGCUGUUUUAUAAAUACCAACAUUUCUUCCCCUUUUGAACAGCUUUGAUGCUCCCUUUGAAGCCUGCAACAGCCCCACAUUAUGUCUCUGUAACAUUGUGCAAUAUGUCAGCCCAUGUUUUCAACAUGGCCCCUAUGCGCCUUAGAGUUGGAGUGCAAUUUGCUAAGGUGGAAAAACCUACCCUCUGCUUUGACAGGCUCCUCCAAAACUGGCUGACCUGGAGACCAUCCACUGUCAAAAUUUGUGCUCACAUGUCCCACAACUAGCAGUUGUGAAUACUGGUAACUAGAAUUGUUUGGAAACUAAGUAUGAAUUUAGGAUCUUGGCAGCACAAAGGAUGACAACCAGGUUGCAUUUUCCAAGUCUACAUCAGAAGCACUGGGACUUGUGCUGAGGGGAUCAACCAAAUCACAGCCAAUUUGAUAUGUACUGUAUCUUGGAUGUGAUGACUCUCAGGAUCCCAUUCACAGAUGUUGAGUAGAGAUCAGGUUAUCAAAUCCAGCUAUUCCUAGGGUUCUUAUGUUACUAGUUUGCCAAAUUUUGAUGUAGUUGUAAUAAACUCCCUCUAUACAUAUGUGAAAGAAUAUGCUGAAACGUACUGGUGUGAGCAAGAAUGUCUCCAUGAGUUCAUACAUAUUUACAGCAAAGCAUUUUAGAACAACCUUCCAUAGAGAAAACUUGAUGUUAAUUUUUUUUUAAGUUCAGUGGAACAUUUCUUGAUUUGUAGUUUUAAUCUGUUAUAAAACAAAAAUAAAGCAUGUUUGAAAGCUUUUAGCCAUU
Messenger RNA from Hemicordylus capensis (graceful crag lizard), 2708 nucleotides. It is a transcript of the gene BET1, whose product is annotated as Bet1 golgi vesicular membrane trafficking protein. Gene Ontology annotation, cellular component: SNARE complex; Golgi trans cisterna. The coding region runs from base 331 to 678 and encodes 115 amino acids. NCBI's taxonomy places the organism in Eukaryota, Metazoa, Chordata, Lepidosauria, Squamata, Cordylidae. Gene Ontology annotation, biological process: endoplasmic reticulum to Golgi vesicle-mediated transport; vesicle fusion with Golgi apparatus. The transcript is spliced from 4 exons. The record is from RefSeq and is a predicted model, not a curated record. Gene Ontology annotation, molecular function: SNAP receptor activity.